AUAAAGGCUUCAGUCAAACGUCAGCCUCCACUCUCUGCAACCACGACACACAGCCUCAGCUCGGACUGACCGCGAGAAAAGGUGAAGGUGAAGAUGACUAACCUGGAGACAUCGAUGGCGACCAUCAUCGAGGUGUUUCAGAAGUACUCGGAGAGGGAGGGAGACCGGCACAAGCUGAAGAAGAGCGAGCUGAAGGAGCUGCUCAACGACGAGCUGCCCGAGCUGAUGACGCAUGUGAAAGACCAGGCGUCGCUGGACAGCCUGAUGGAAAGCCUGGACACCGACGGCGACGCCGAGUGCGACUUCCAGGAGUUCAUGACAUUCAUCGCCAUGGUUACCGUCUGUUGCCACGAAUUCUUCGUGCACGAGGACGAGUAACGGAGGUCGACAGCGAAUUGUAAAGAAGCAGCAGCAGCAACGCGAAACCUGUGGAUAAUACAGAUGUGUUUGUUUGUUUCUUUGUUUUUUUAGCUCUAGUUCGCUAUCAUUUUAGGAAUUAUACAGAAAAUGGCUGCCAUUCUUAUCACCCCCAACAAUCAUUUAUUUGAGACUUUGAGACUUUGAGAUGGAGUUGCAGAGGAAUAAAGCAACGUUGUGUUGAGAUGACUGUA
Molecule: messenger RNA, 611 nt
Organism: Solea solea (common sole)
Lineage: Eukaryota; Metazoa; Chordata; Actinopteri; Pleuronectiformes; Soleidae
Gene: s100b
Product: S100 calcium binding protein, beta (neural)
Exons: 3
Coding region: 94-378 (94 amino acids)
Biological process (GO): positive regulation of cell population proliferation; positive regulation of canonical NF-kappaB signal transduction
Cellular component (GO): nucleus; cytoplasm
Molecular function (GO): calcium ion binding; S100 protein binding; RAGE receptor binding
Source: RefSeq, a predicted model, not a curated record